CAGUGGUAGGGCAGUCCUGUCAUCAACUAUAGCUGAUAGACAUUGUGCCAGCCCUCAGACCCACUCACCUGGGACUCGCUUGUGAUUCUAAUACGUAAAUCCUACUUGUGGAAUUGUGCUAAAGAUUGUCUCCUGGAUGUUGCCAUGGAUGGAUCCUUCAAAUGGUACAACAGCUGCUGCAGUUGGAAAAGAUGAUGUAUCGUGCAUGAAAGUAGCUCCUGUGGAAAUUUUUGAAAAUGCUGAUGGAGUGUCUUUCCCCAUUGGAAGUCUUGCAUUAGGAUUUGAUACAAAGCUUGGUUAUCCUACAUUGUGUACAUGUGCAUGGCAUGCAUGCAUGCACGUCUACCAACCUACUAGUAUACGUCUUUUUCAACAAACUGGCCAUAUCCCACCAAGGCAGGGACUAGAAUAUGUAUGUACGUAUAUUUAUUUAAACUCAGUGACCACAUCCUUGGGAACCAAAGCAGUCAUAGUAUUAAGAUGAGAGAAUACAGCUUUGUAGUUCCUACAGUAAGUGGCCAGGCUUUCAACACCUUUUAUUGUACAGCAAUAAAGGAAUAGAAGAGACUGCCUACCAGUCAUAGCAUGAGCCAGUUCAGGAAGAGAGCCAAAAGGUGCCUAAUAAAUGUAGCAACAGAAAGGGAAGAGAAUGUUUUUUAUAUUUUUAGCUAACAUGCAUGUAAAUAUAAAUAACUCAGUUUACCUUACUCCCAGUAUAUCUCCUUCACUAUAUUAUAAUAAGGCAAUAAAAGGUUUCCAAUGGAAA
This is a messenger RNA of Cherax quadricarinatus, 766 nucleotides long. NCBI's taxonomy places the organism in Eukaryota, Metazoa, Arthropoda, Malacostraca, Decapoda, Parastacidae. The record is from RefSeq and is a predicted model, not a curated record.